Molecule: messenger RNA, 744 nt
Organism: Elephantulus edwardii (Cape elephant shrew)
Lineage: Eukaryota; Metazoa; Chordata; Mammalia; Macroscelidea; Macroscelididae
Gene: CUNH3orf62
Product: chromosome unknown open reading frame, human C3orf62
Exons: 3
Coding region: 22-744 (240 amino acids)
Source: RefSeq, a predicted model, not a curated record
ACAUGGUCCCUUUUAGGGGAGAUGUCUGAAAAACUAAGAAGAUGCAGAAAGGAGCUGACGGCCGCCAUUGACCGGGCCUUUGAAGGAGUCAGCCAGUCCCCGGAGGGCCCGGGCCCACAGAGGCCAGAGUCCUAUGCCGCGCUGCCCCGCCUCCCCCUGCCGAUGCACCGGUUCCUGUGCGGGAUUCAUCCGCUGGCCCCGGGCAACGCAGAGAAUGAGGGCGCAGGCCUACCCGCUGGCCACGCCCCAGUCGGUGCAAAACCACAUGCGCUCUGCCCCAAAAGAAAACCUCUGACCAGCAAAGAGAAUGUUUUGAUGCAUUCCUCCAUUUUAGCACCCGAAAGACAGUUUUGGAGAGCGACAGGCGAAGGGGAAAACUGGAAAAAAGAAAGUUUAAGGAAAGAGAUGGAGAGAGAUUUGAAGGUUGACUCAAACACGCUGCUCAACACUUCGAGCCAAGAGGUCACAAAGGACCUGCUUGAUAUGAUUGACCAUACAAGUAUCCGGACUAUUGAAGAAUUAGCUGGAAAACUAGAAUUUGAAAAUGAGUUGAACCGCAUGUGUACUCGCAGCGAUGACUCACCAGAGGACACCUGGGCCCUGCUCGUGGACGAGAGCCACUGGAAUGCCUCGGACAUGGACCCUGCCGGUCUCAAGCAGGCUUUCGAUGAUCACAUCAUCGAGACUGUUCUGGACUUGGAAGAGGACUACAGUUUGACCUCCUCUAAAUACCAAAUUGAGUAG